ACACACAAAUAUGUACUGUGAGAGUGGUUCAGAAUUUGAUCUCAGCCUCUUGGAAACUAUUCGUCAGUAUCUUCUGGAAGAUGAUUUCGAUACGUUUCCAAGUCCAGCACCGUUUGUUGAAAAUGUAGCGGAAAAUGAUGCGAUUAAUGUUGAUCAAUGGAUAAGCUUUGAUCAGUUGUUUGAAGCGGCGGAGGACACGGUUGCUGUUAAUAAUGUUUCGUUUUCCAGUUCCGAAGUGACUUCUGAGGUAUUGGAGACUACUCCGACUGCGAGUGUGUCUGAAUCUCACGCGCCGCCGAAGAAGGUACAUUAUAAGGGAGUUAGGAGAAGGCCGUGGGGGACGUAUGCGGCGAAGAUAAGGGAUCCGAAGCGAAACGGUGCGAGGAUCUGGCUUGGUACUUACUCGACUCCCGAGGAUGCUGCUCUGGCUUAUGACAUAGCGGCUUUUAAAAUGCGAGGUGCGAAAGCGAAACUGAAUUUUCCACACCUCAUCGGCUCCGAUCAGGUGGAACCGGUCAGAGUAACCAAUAACAAGUGAAGAUCUCCGGAGCCGUCUUCCUCUUAUUCAUCAGCUCAGUUUCCGUCAUCUCCGU
Hibiscus syriacus is the source of this 593-nucleotide messenger RNA. Its product is annotated as ethylene-responsive transcription factor 13-like. Gene Ontology annotation, biological process: regulation of DNA-templated transcription; ethylene-activated signaling pathway. Bases 11 to 538 code for a protein of 175 amino acids. The transcript has a single exon. NCBI's taxonomy places the organism in Eukaryota, Viridiplantae, Streptophyta, Magnoliopsida, Malvales, Malvaceae. Gene Ontology annotation, molecular function: DNA binding; DNA-binding transcription factor activity. The record is from RefSeq and is a predicted model, not a curated record.